Dipodomys ordii (Ord's kangaroo rat) is the source of this 2425-nucleotide messenger RNA. It is a transcript of the gene Gabra5, whose product is annotated as gamma-aminobutyric acid (GABA) A receptor, alpha 5. The record is from RefSeq and is a predicted model, not a curated record. The transcript has 9 exons. Lineage: Eukaryota; Metazoa; Chordata; Mammalia; Rodentia; Heteromyidae. Gene Ontology annotation, biological process: nervous system process; monoatomic ion transmembrane transport; chloride transport. Gene Ontology annotation, cellular component: postsynapse; neuron projection; dendrite membrane. Gene Ontology annotation, molecular function: benzodiazepine receptor activity; GABA-A receptor activity; inhibitory extracellular ligand-gated monoatomic ion channel activity. The coding region runs from base 71 to 1462 and encodes 463 amino acids.
GAUCAAGUUGGAGAGAAGAAUCUUUAUUCUCACAAACUUCAUCUUGUUUCCACAACUAUUCUCAUUGGGAAUGGACAAUGGAAAGGUCUCUAGCUUUAUCAUGAUCAAAAACCUCCUCCUCUUUUGUAUUUCCUUGAACUUAACCAGUCACUUCGGCUUUUCACAAAUGCCAACGAGUUCAGUGAAAGCGGAGACGAAUGACAACAUCACAGUGUUCACCAGGAUUUUGGACGGGCUGCUGGAUGGCUAUGACAAUAGACUGAGGCCUGGGCUGGGAGAGCGAAUCACGCAGGUCCGGACCGACAUUUACGUGACCAGCUUCGGCCCAGUGUCAGACACAGAAAUGGAAUACACCAUCGACGUGUUCUUCCGGCAGAGCUGGAAGGACGAGCGGCUGCGCUUCAAGGGGCCCAUGCAGCGCCUGCCUCUCAACAACCUGCUCGCCAGCAAAAUCUGGACCCCGGACACGUUCUUCCACAACGGGAAGAAAUCCAUCGCCCACAACAUGACCACGCCCAACAAGCUGCUGCGGCUGGAGGACGAUGGCACCCUGCUGUACACCAUGCGCCUGACCAUCUCCGCCGAGUGCCCCAUGCAGCUGGAGGACUUUCCCAUGGAUGCCCACGCCUGCCCUCUGAAAUUUGGUAGCUAUGCAUACCCAAAUUCUGAAGUUGUUUAUGUCUGGACCAAUGGUUCCACCAAGUCUGUGGUGGUGGCAGAAGACGGUUCCAGAUUGAACCAGUAUCAUCUCAUGGGGCAGACAGUGGGCACGGAGAACAUCAGUACCAGCACAGGCGAAUACACAAUCAUGACGGCUCACUUCCACCUGAAGAGGAAGAUUGGCUACUUUGUCAUCCAGACCUACCUGCCCUGCAUCAUGACGGUGAUCUUAUCCCAGGUGUCCUUUUGGCUCAACCGAGAAUCCGUGCCAGCCAGGACAGUUUUUGGGGUGACCACAGUGCUGACCAUGACGACGCUCAGCAUCAGCGCUCGGAACUCGCUGCCCAAAGUGGCCUAUGCCACGGCCAUGGACUGGUUCAUCGCGGUGUGCUACGCCUUUGUCUUCUCUGCCCUCAUCGAGUUUGCCACGGUCAACUACUUCACAAAGAGAGGCUGGGCCUGGGACGGAAAGAAAGCCCUGGAAGCAGCCAAGUUCAAGAAAAAGGAACGUGAACUCAUCCUCAACAAAUCAACCAAUGCUUUCACGACUGGGAAGAUGAACCACCCCCCAAACAUCCCCAAGGAACAGGUAUCGGCAGGGACCACCAAUGUGUCAUCCGGGCCUGCAAAACCUCCCGAAGACAAGGCCUCUGACAACAAAAAGACUUACAACAGCAUCAGCAAGAUUGACAAAAUGUCCCGAAUUGUGUUCCCUGUCCUGUUUGGGACUUUUAAUUUAGUUUACUGGGCCACCUAUUUGAAUAGGGAGCCAGUGAUUAAAGGGGCCAUCUCCUCGAAGUAAGACACCUCCAUCCUAAAUCCCAGGAAGCCAUACUUCUGGUCAAAUGGUACCCAGGAGAGGCUGGGCUCCAAAAGACUCUCUGUAAUUUCAGCACUCUCUUUCAGGAAAAAAAUUUUUUUUGCAUGUUUAAUAAUAUGUACAAAUAAUAUUGCCUUGAUGUUUCUACAUGUAACUUCAGAUGUUUUGAAGAUGACCCAUUGGUAAAGCCAACAACUUUCUAGGAAAACAAAAAAAAUAAAAUAAAAUAAAAAACAGGAGGCUGUGACUGACAGACGCUCAGUAUCUUAACAUCGAUAGUUUACAAACAAGAUAAGUCUAUUUUUCACAGUUCCAAGCGUUAACCUAAUGAUGUUUUUUAUACUUCGAAUGUCAUUUCAUACAAAAUUUUCCCAGCAAAUAAAUAUUUUAGGAAAUGCUCCUGAAGAAUCCUACUUGACCAACUGCAAGAGAGCACACUUUUUUUUUUCUUCUCUCAUUAAGACAAAAAAAAAAAAAAGAUGGACAUUUAGGUCCAUAAUUGCCUUCGAAGAUUCCUCCUGUUCCAAAAUCAAGAAAAAAAAAGUACUGCAUGAGCCGGCAUUAAGAAAUAGAAUAGGCAAACUAUUUACGCAGACAAAUUUAAUAACAGAAGUAUGUAGUAUAUUAGAUUUAGCAGAUCAAGUAUUUUCUCCAAUGAAAAUUUAACUCCUUAAAAAAUUCUUUUUUUUUUGAAAAGGAAUGUAUUCUCACUCUACCCUAACCUCUCCACUAACUAAACAGUGACCAAGAAAGAUACGGAGAUAAUAAAACAAGUGGUUUGAUGACAUUCUUGACCUUUGACUCCACCUGUACCUGCUGUUCCAAGACACCACCAUUCGAUGCCGCCAGCUUACAGUGCUUCAGUGGUGAGAACCUGUCAUUGAGUUCAUUUCCAUUCUCUUUCCUUGUACGUUUCACGUUUGACUUAUUGCUCUGUUAGCUUUU